GCAGAUCAACGGUGGGUGAGAGAUUCGUCGGAUUACCAUCAUAGCUGGGGUGACGAUGGCGAAGACGGGAUCGUCUUCGGCUGCCAUUGCAUGGUUGUUCUGGCUGCUGAUCCUGUUUAUCGUGAGCGUAAUUGUCAUCAUGAUGAGCUGCACCUGCGCGAGUACCACCGCAGCUAUGGGAAUCACCCGCUCGCAGCUGCGAAAGUGGUAUGCCGGCGAGCGUGAGCUCGACCCUUUGUACUCAUCAGCGACGGAGAUGGGGGAGAGGGCAAAGCCUCCAGAGCCAACGCGUGUCCUUCUAUCCAAUCCCUGUGGUGCCAGUUUCCAAAUCGGGAACUCUGAUCUGCUGAGUUGCGCUGCGGAAUUUGGCAGCGAUGACCUUGUCAGCAACGACUUCGCCUUUCCGCCGCCUGAUGAGUGGCUCACCUGGAGCGCGGCGUUGUCACCAAAGGACACGUGGAUGUUCGUCCUCGUCGCCGAUCGCGUCUGGUUGCGGAGAACGAACGGAGAAGGCAUCCUGCUGCCCUCUGCGAAUGGCACUCUGUUUGCUGGGCCUUGGCCGCCUCCCAACAACGGCGRUCUGGCUGUGGUGGCGMUUGCUGUGUAUGAUCCGGACCUGAGUACMGAUGGUUCCAAUACCACCGCCGCAGGGAAGACAGUAGGUAGGCGAGUCCUCUUCGUGUCGGAUGCCGCCAACCUCAUGCUUCGGGUUUUCUUGGUGCCGUCACCAGAAAAUGCCGCCGCCGCCAUGGCCUCACCAGAGAGUGCCAGCGCACCAACGAAAUCUUACGAGCUGUCAUACUUUAACUUCACCGACGGGAAACCGAUCUAUAGCCUCGCAUGCGAUUCCAUGCGCCAUGUUUUGUACGCUACUUCAGAGAGUCAGGUUCUGAAGAUGACACUCGAAGGAACGGUAGAGUUCGUGGGGGGUGGGGUAGCAGGAGGGGAGGCCACCAGCGUGAGACUCGUUUCUGAGAGGGCCACGUUCCAAUCCUGGAUUGGAUCUAGCCUCAGUGUCGGUKACAAUGACGGCGGCGAUGAUUCUCGCACCGUCCGAUUCAACGAGCCUUUCGUGAGCUCGUCCGCCAUAUCCACGGACGGAGAGAUACUGUACGUUGYUGAUCGAGGCAACGACAUCAUUCGGCGAAUCUGGACCGUGAACGGCAGUGUGGAGACCAUCGCUGGACAAGCGGGAAAGGCGGGUGCAAAAGAUGGCGCCUUGUUGAGCGCGAUCUUGAAGCAACCGCAGGGAUUGGCACUGAUGCCUGAUGGGUGCAACAUGUUUAUCUCUGAGUUCGCCGGAGGCAGAAUCAAGUUGAUUCACUUCGACAGCGUUGGCAAAGGCAGUUCCAGCGGCGAAGUUACGACGAUCGCCAGUAUAUCAGCACGGGGAUCAGGUAGGGACUCGUCGCAAGGCUGGGACUUGUCGUCACUUUCGAUGACUCCUAAUGCCGGGACUCUUUAUGUGGCCGGAUCGAAUCAGAAACUUUUUCAGCUAACUGUUAAUAAGGCGGCCCUGCCUCCUUGUUCGUCUUCCGUUACAGCCGCUCCUUCCCCUAGCUCUGACACCGGUGCCGCUCCUUCCCCUGGCUCUGACACCGGUGCCGCUUCUUCCCCUGGCUCUAACACGGGCGCCACUCCUUCCCCUUCCCCUGACUCUAACACGGGCGCCGCUCUUUCCCCUCGCUCUACCACCAGCAAUUCCGUCACCAUCAUCGGUGUCGCCGUCGGCCUGGGGUUGCUCGUCGGAGCCGCCGCCAUCGCUGCCUCUUGCAUCGUCAUCGUCAGACGGCGUCGUGGGGGAAUGCAGCUGGGGAAGGUGUCAAAGCGCUUCCUGUCUGGGGUUAAGGGAGCGGAGCUGCUCGUAGGAGGAAUCAGCCCUUCUCCCGCCGAUACGACGCCCGUUACCAGUCUAGCGGACUGGAGUCUUAGCCAGCCAUCGGUGGAUCGUGAGAACCCUCCUUCUGGGGGUUCUGCUGAGGCCGGUAGUCGCGAGCUUCAGCCGGCCGGUCCCAGACGCUACUGCCUUGCUGAGCUUAGGACUGCCUGCGAUGGGUUCAGCCAGAGGCGGCUGCUAGGACAAGGAGGAGCCGCGGAGGUGUAUAAGGGAGUGCUCAGCGGCGGGGAAGUGGUGGCCGUCAAGCUGAUGAAGGGGGAGGAGUUCUCUGCAGGCAGGUUUCGGCAGUUCCAGGCAGAGCUGGCGGUGCUGGGUUCGCUUCGGCACCGCCACCUCUGCAGCAUUGUCGGCUACUGCACAGAGAAAGACAGGUCGUUGAUCGUCUAUCCAUUCCUAGGAGGAGGGACGUUAUACGAUCGUCUGCACUCGCCAUCAUCGCGUCAUCAUCCUGCCGUCCCAGCUGCGGACGGAGAGACUCAGUGGAUUGGCAAACCUACCAAGUCCAAAAGUGUAGACGAAGAGGAGCGCAGUAGUAAUGCUGCGGAGGAGGAGGGAAAUAGUAAUACUACCGUCAGGGCGUACCUGUCCGACUUCGGAUUAGCAAAACUUGGACAGAGUGUUUUUGGGGAGGAAACGGCGGGAGAGACGGUGGAGACGUACCACGUGGCCGGGACUAUGGGCUACAUGGCCCCCGAGUACUUCCGCGAUGUCCGACUGACAGUAAAGAAUGACGUGUACGCCUUCGGGGUGCUGCUGCUGGAGCUAGUCUCAGGGCGAAAGCCGUUCGGGGAACGUUCCUGCCACCUGGGGGAGGAGGAGCGGAAGGAGAAGGAAGAGCGGGAGGGCAGCAAGGCUCUUGCUGAGUGGGUAAGGAGAAAAUUGGUCCAACUUUCGCGGGAAGAGGAAGGUGGGGAACGUGGCCAGCAAUCUGAUGAUGUCUCUGUAAAUCUCGCGCUUGUGAGGACAGAGCAUGUCCAGCAGAUAGCCGACAGGAGGUUGGAGACACUGGGUGUUGUAGAUUGGGGGGCGGUGUACAGCAUGUUCGAGGUGGCGAUGAUGUGUGUCCAAGACGACCCUAAUCAACGGCCCUCGAUGAAUGUCGUCUUGCAAAGACUAUCGCAGCUGUCAAGGGGAGUUGCCGUGGGUAUGGUAGGCUGACUACUUGUGUUCCACAGAAAGUUGCAUCGGCGCUGCGUUAGCGCAGCGGUGCGUAAGCCGGCCGGGGUGCUGGCCGCGAAUGCGCCCGCUUUGAAUUUUUGUUGACGUCGCGGCGCUGUUCCAGUGUCCGCGCCGUCGGGGGCGAUGCUUGGGCAACGGGGGAUCGCACGGGUGCUGUCGAGAAGAUGGUGGCGCCUACCCAGAGCUUGUUGCUGGGGAGGUGGGAGUGUGGGGGAUCGAGUGCGUGGGCACUAAGUGGGUCACGCUGUUGCCAUGGGCCAGUCCCGGCUGACUGGGGGGGGGGUAGUAAUCCCGUUUGAACGAAAAGGUAUGGUGGUAGAUGUGUGGACGUCCGACGGGCGGGAUCCGAGCAUCGCGUUUUUCCAGAGUCUCAGCUGGUUAAUUCUGAUUCACACACCUGAUCGAGGGCUUGGCCCUUCGGUCUUAGAAAUGGAGGUGCCGUGGGGAUGACCUGCGUGCGAGCAAUUGUGGGCGGCCUGCGGCUGAAGUUCGAAAGUUGAUGUGCGAUGGCGUGCGAGCUACAUGAACGGUUCAUGCUGCUUCCUUGAUUCUGCUGGGCUAUAGAACCUAUUGGAAACUAGGGUUGAAUGAUUGGGGUUUGCAAUUGCUGUUCUGUUGGGUUAUAGCGUUGAAUGAUUGGGGUUUGCAAUUGCUGUUCUGUUGGUUUAUAGCGUUGAGCUGUUAGGAAUUGCAUCGAUAGGCUUACGUUGAUUUUGUUGUGUUGUAGAAACUAGAAUAGGUUUAUGUUGGUUCUAGUAGCUACUAGGAAUUGCAUCAAUAGGCUUAUCGAUAGGCUUAUGGUUGUUUUCUGUUCUCUUUGGAGACAAUAGGAGUUAUGUUUUGAGUGGAUGUAGCGAUGGUGUUUGUCUCGGACAGCAGUUGGGAUGGGCGAGAUUGUCAUCAGUUCUAUCUGUAGCUAGGGUUUUCGCGUUUGCUUCAUUGUUUCGUUGAGACUUCUCGCGUUUGCUUCAUUGUUUSGUUGAGCCUUCUCUAUGAUGUAAGGGACGCCGGACCCGGUUUCCGGUUCUUGUAAUUCGCAAGCGGCCGUUGCAUG
Molecule: messenger RNA, 4130 nt
Organism: Chara braunii
Lineage: Eukaryota; Viridiplantae; Streptophyta; Charophyceae; Charales; Characeae
Source: the annotation of a GenBank genome assembly